AUGAGCACUCUCACGGUGAGCAUUUACAGGGAUCCGAAGGCUGCUACUCCGAGCGUGAAGAUCAAUUUGGAAAUGCUGCGAUCGUCGAUGAAUCUUCUGCAGAAAGCGAAAGCGAAUGACACGGAAGGGUGAGUAGACUACAGUAAUCCUUCGUCCCGUUGGACCAUCUUUUCCUCCGGUUCAGCGUCCUCAAUUCGAUCUCGGAUCUCACUUCCGAGUACGUCAAAGCGAAUUCUCUAAACGUGUCAAGCGAGCAACUCGUGAACCUAACCAGCGUCAUGGUAACCCUUCUCAUUUUCAGCUGUUAACCACUUUUUAAUUUUCUAAAAUAACACUUUGAAUCACGAGUCACGUACUAACAAACAUUUCAGAGGUCUAACAUCUCUAGUAUGGGAUACUUCACCAAAAUGCCGAUUUUCAAAAUGACUACGGCUAUGAAUGCAGCUCGCGAAAAACUCGAUGAAUUUGGAAGCAUGAAUCUGACUGAAAUCGUGAGCAACUCGACGGAAAUACAGGACAUCGGAAACUACACACUCGGAAAUUGGACAUCCGCGGACGACGAUCUAAGCACUGGCCUGGAUUUCGGAUCCAUGGAUGAGGGAGGCAAAUUCUUGGGAGACGGCACGACUCACAGCACGAGCUGGUCCACGGCCUCCAAUUUCUUCAUGAUCUUCUUCGUCUACUACGUUCCGCGGAUGGUCUACUUCCGUGCCGUCCACUUCACUUCCGACAUCAAACAGUCCAGCUACGUGCCCAUCCUUUUCCUCUCCCUCAUCGCUCUUUCGGCCGCCGUAAUCCACGUCCUCUCCUUACAUCAGUCAGUUUCCGUUCCCUCGUUUCUUCUCAUCCGUUUCUCUUCAGUGGACUCACCUCCAAUCCGGUCAUUUCCUUAAUCAUGGGCGGUACUGACGAGGUGGACAUGUUCAGUCCGUUCAUCUACAAGGCACUCACCACUUCCGCCAACCGAAUCGUCUCCCCAGUCAUUGCCGUUGUUUGCCUUCAGCAACUCGCCACCUACGCUCAAAUCGGAGCACCUCUCCUCGAGAAAAAGUGUCACUUUCCGUCCUUCACUGAAAACGUCUUUAUUCCAGAAACGUCCAUUUGAUUCUCUGUUUAGUGUUCACCGCCAUCGUCUUCGGAUACACUUUCUACACCGAAUAUCAAGUCUAUCUUUCACUCGGACCCGAAGUCAUGGUGUAUCCGGACCCCACCGAAGUCUCAUUCAUCUUCAUAACCUCACUCUGAUUCCUUCAUUUCAGCCGGAUUUGUUCGACCUCGUUCCUCCCAUUCUCACUGCUGUUCUCUUCUUUUUUGCCCGACAGAAAGUCUCCCGCAAGUCGGUUUAUUCGGUUGAGAAGGCCGGUCCGAACGGUCCCUCCACUCUCGAUCGGGUCUCUAAAGUGGUCGUCUUUCAAGUGGUAAAAUAAUGCGAGGCUAUUCGGAUUACUGUACUCUCUUUUCAGGUGAUGGCAAUCGUCGCGAUCGUCGCCGUUUUGAUGCGUACGCCCGACGAGAUGGCCGACUCCACGUACACGUUCUUCAUCUGUGCUCAGACGCCCGUCGUCCACUGGGUGCUCUUCCGUUCGCUGCUCCGUUCCCGCAAACCGACCCGUCUCUGUUUCCUCAUGUGCUGCAGUUCAGAAGAGAAAAUCGCGUCGGCAAACGAGCCGGGAAUGGAACUGAAUCAGCACCCGCAGACAAACGAGCCGAGCCAGAAGAACGAGGAGGACGAAGAGGAAGAGGAAGCGACACUCGAGACGUUGGAUCACAACAAAAUUGUGCUGACACGACAGAGCCAGGAGGGAGACGAGAAGAAGGAAAUGGCGGAGAAGAAGAACGAUUGA
Messenger RNA from Caenorhabditis sp. 36 PRJEB53466, 1844 nucleotides. Lineage: Eukaryota; Metazoa; Nematoda; Chromadorea; Rhabditida; Rhabditidae. The record is from the annotation of a GenBank genome assembly.